AAAGAAAAUCUUAAGCCGUUUGAUCUCAGAUUUGUCCGAAGAAGAGUUUUGAUUUCCACUCAAAAAACCCCAGAUUUACGCGCAAAAACCUUGAAAACCAUAUCGGUUUCAGAGCUUUAUACACACCAGUUUUGUUUGAUCCGUGAGUGCUUCUGUGUUUCAUUUUUGUACUACUAAUGUGGGUUGAGUUUGGAUUUUGAGUUCAAUUCCAUUGUGGGUUUUUGGUUGGUCACUUUCUUUGUCUUUUCUUGAUUGGUUGUUGUGUUUAUCUACAGUUGAUCUGUACUUGCUCUUUCAAAUUCCAUUGAUUUGUUUAUAUACCCAAUUGUAAAAUAGAGAAUUUUUAUUGGGUUUUGAGUUCUAGACUUUGUGGCAGUGUUUUGUAUUGGCGGGUUGGUGUAAUUGGAUUAGUUUAGUGGAAACUGAGUUGUGCCUUUAGCUUUUGGGGCAAUUUGGUGAACAAGGUCUGAAUUUUGAAGUGAAUUUAGGGAGUAGGGAAGAGGAAUUACAGAGUUUGGUGUUGAUGAGAGGUGGCGGUGGGAGAUGAGAGAGGAAGCUGGGGGAGGAUUGGGGGGACAACAAUGACUUCAGUGUCAUUGGGUCUUCGUAGUUCAGGAAGCAAUGGAUCAUUGCAACAACAGGUUCAAAAUGGUGUGUUGCCAAUGCAGACACCGCCGCCACUUGCAGCCCGUAAGCCUUCUAAGAUGCCCAAAGAGAAGGAGAGUUUGUUCUAUUGGAUCUGUAAACUUGCCGGCCGCAAGAAGAUUGGAAUGCUGCUCUUGUGUUUUGUUUCAGCUGCAAUUUUUGUAUGGGUAUUGGAUUUUGGCAAAGGUGAAGAUGCACAGGAAAGUGAUGGUAUAGAGAGCAUUAACAGAAACAUGCUGUUGAAUUUGAGCUAUCCUGAAUCUUCACCCAUAUAUGGUGAAGAAAAUAAUGAUGCAGUGAAUAAUAUGGGAAGUAGCGACAGUCUAUCACAACCUCUUCCUCCUCAUCCUUAUCCUCCGCCUACAUUUUUUACAGGAUAUAAUCUUCCUCCUGGGAAUCCAUGUGAAAGUUUCACAUUGCCUCCCCCACCAGCCGAUAAAAAAAGGACUGGACCACGUCCAUGUCCAGUAUGUUACCUUCCAGUGGAAGAUGCCAUUGCCUUAAUGCCUAAGGUCCCAUCAUUUUCUCCUGUACUUAAACAGUUAACGUAUAUUCAUGAAGAAAAUUUGACUAAGAGCGAGUUUGGAGGUUCAGAGUUCGGUGGAUAUCCUUCUCUGAGGCAGAGGAAUGAUUCAUAUGAUAUAAGAGAGUCAAUGAGUGUGCAUUGUGGAUUUGUCAGAGGAAGUAAGCCUGGACGUAAGACAGGAUAUGAUAUUGAUGAUCCUGACCUCCUUGAAAUGGAGCAGUGUCGUGGGAUAGUUGUUGCCUCAGCAAUCUUUGGUGCCUAUGAUUUAAUACAACAGCCAAAGAAUAUUAGUGAAGUUGCCAAGAAAACUGUUUGCUUCUGUAUGUUUGUGGAUGAGGAAACAGAAAUAUUUCUGAGAAAUUCUAGUCUACUGGACAGUAGCAACAAGCAUGGCUUGUGGAGAGUUAUUGUUGUCCAUAACCUUCCUUAUACUGAUCCUAGACGCAAUGGAAAGGUUCCGAAGCUUUUACUGCAUAGGCUUUUUCCUAAUGCCCGCUACUCUCUCUGGAUUGAUGGAAAACUUGAGCUUGUUGUGGAUCCAUAUCAAAUCCUUGAAAGGUUCUUGUGGCGGAAAAAUGUCAGUUUUGCAAUAUCCAGGCAUUAUAAACGCUUUGAUUCAUUUGUAGAAGCCGAGGCUAAUAAGGCUGCUGGGAAGUAUGAUAAUGCCUCCAUUGACUUCCAGAUUAAUUUUUAUAGAAAUGAGGGUUUAACCCCGUACUCUGAGGCUAAGCUUCCCUUAACAAGUGAUGUUCCUGAAGGAUGUGUGAUAGUAAGAGAGCAUAUUCCGAUCUCCAACCUCUUCACUUGUCUUUGGUUUAAUGAGGUUGAUCGUUUUACUUCCAGAGACCAGAUUAGUUUUUCUACUACAAGGGACAAGAUUAUGGCAAAGACAAAUUGGACUAUCAAUAUGUUUUUGGACUGUGAAAGGCGGAACUUUGUAGUUCAGGGGUACCAUAGAGAUGUUCUUGAGCACUGGGCUCCUCCGCCUCCUGCUGGUGCUAUUGCUGUUCAUCCUCCGCCACCUUUUACUGAUGAAGAACCAAAUAAAACAUCAUCUGAGAUUUUGACGGGAGGUAUUGUUGUACGUACUCCAAUUAAGAAGACCCCAACGAAGCGUGGGAGAGAAAGGAAAUCAAAGCGUCACCGCAAGGUUGCUGCCGGUGCCAGUAAUAGGGACACCAGUGCAAGUUAAAGAUUUAUUUACACAAAUUUUUACUUUUCUCCUUCCCCAUUUAAAAUCAUUCAUUAUGGGGCUGGGAAUGUGAGCAAUAUACAAAGUGUUGUAGUUGUGUUUCAACACACAACAGUGUCAAUUUUUUUUUCAAGUGUCAAUUUUAUCCAUUUUUUGUUGUAUAUAUAUAUAUAUAUAUUUAAGUCCCCAAUAAUUGUUACAUGGGUUGCUGCCAUUUCUUAUAUGGGGUAGCCCAUUUUGUUGUUUUACAGUAAUAUUAUAUUGGAUCUCAAUUAGUCAA
Camellia sinensis is the source of this 2643-nucleotide messenger RNA. The record is from RefSeq and is a predicted model, not a curated record. NCBI's taxonomy places the organism in Eukaryota, Viridiplantae, Streptophyta, Magnoliopsida, Ericales, Theaceae.